Dermochelys coriacea (leatherback sea turtle) is the source of this 5473-nucleotide messenger RNA. RefSeq names its product adenylate cyclase 8 (gene ADCY8). NCBI's taxonomy places the organism in Eukaryota, Metazoa, Chordata, Testudines, Dermochelyidae. The record is from RefSeq and is a predicted model, not a curated record. The transcript has 18 exons. Gene Ontology annotation, molecular function: adenylate cyclase activity. Gene Ontology annotation, cellular component: plasma membrane. Gene Ontology annotation, biological process: cAMP biosynthetic process; adenylate cyclase-activating G protein-coupled receptor signaling pathway; intracellular signal transduction. Bases 1432 to 5130 code for a protein of 1232 amino acids.
GCAGCCCCGGGGCACCGCAGCCGCGCUUUGCUCCGCUAACCCUCUCCAGCCCGGGCGCUAACGCUGCGCGCGCCGCGGCUCCUAAGGCCGGCCCGCGAGAGCCCCGCCCCGCCCUGCUCGCCCGGCCGCCGGCCACGCGCGCCCCGGGGAGCCGCGCUCGCUGCAGGGGCUCGCGCUCGCAGCUGCCUGCAAGGACCGGCUGCGGAUUCAGCCCGGGGGCCCGGGAGCUCAUGCGUUUCCGCCUCGUCCACGCGGCCGCCCACACUUCUGCGAGCGAGGACGCUCCCGCCCUGCUCUCUCCCGCAUCCCACACCGGGACCGCGGCUGCCCCCGUCACCCCCGAGGGCGGCUGGAAGUGAGGGCGCCCGGUCACGCCUCUUCCCCCCCCCCCCCUCCCCCGACGCGGUGGGACGGAGGUCCCGGGGAAAGAACCCGCGCUCCGAGGGGCUCCGAGCGUUGGUUUUGCUUUGUGCCGAUGCCCCGCCGUGGCUCCCAGUCCUAGGGUCCCGCCUGCGGGGGCAGCCCCGUCGCCCAGAGCGGCCAUCCCAGCCGGACAUGUGCAGCUGCAAGUCACCGCUCGCAGGAGAAAGAGACCAAAGGCCCGCGGGGCUGGAGUUGCGUUUGGCAGCCGCUUGCUCCGCCCCUGCCAGCCCGCACGGGAAGAUGCUGCUGGUGCUGCCCAGCCAGCAGCCAGGGAUGCGGCACCGCUCCUUGCCCUGCCCGUGCCUGCCCGGCCCCCACUUCUAGGCUUCAGGGGUGACCUGGGCAAAGACCCGGCGGGGUUGUUUGCUUCUCCGCUCGCUCUCGCACGGAUGGUUUCUGCGGCCCGGCGCCUGCGGGGUGACGGCAGGUCAACGAGCCGCUCGCUCCCCGAAUCCCGGGGAGAGUAACAGCAGCACCCCGGGGGGCUGCGCUGCCCGGUCGGACCGCCGGGGCUGCCGCCUCUCCGGGUGCACGUUGCACCGCUCCGUGCUCCCGCAGCUGGUCCCUGGAUGGGACCAAGGCUGCGGCUGCGUCCCUGGGACGUUGCCUCGCUGAGCCUGGGGGCGGGAGGGGGAGGGGGGCGCUUUGCCGGUCCAUGGGCCUCUCCUCCUCCUCCUCCUCCUCCUCCUCCUCCUCUCUGCGCUGCGCGGUGCCAAGCCAGACAUCACCGCGGCGUGGCUGCACCUGCUAAAAACCAACCGGCGGCAGAGCCAACCAGCCCGCUUCCCUCCCCCGCCCGGCCCCCGUGCAACAAACCAGCCCGCACUCGCGGCAUGCGGCAGGGGACCCGCCCGGCUCUGCCAGGGGCGGCCGGGGCGCCAGGCGUGGGGCCACCCGGCCCCGCCACCCUCCGCUGACCGCCCGCCUCUCGAUGUGACACUCGCCCGCCCCGACGCCCCCUCCUGCUCCUCCUCCCCCCCCCCCGCACCCCUCUGCCCCCCGGCCGCCAUGGAGCUCUCCGAGGUGCGCUGCCUGAGCGACAGCGCGGAGCUCUACACCAUCAACCGGACCCCCCCGGGCAGCGGCCGCGCCAGACCCCAGCGCCUGCUGUGGCAGACCGCGGUGCGCCACAUCACCGAGCAGCGCUUCAUCCAGGAGCAGAGCAGCAGCAGCGGGGGGAGCAGCGGCGGCGGCGGGGGCAAAGCCCUGGGCUCGCAGGACUCCUGCUGCCCCAACCCCCCUCCCCGCCCGCCGCGGCGCCCCUCCGAGCGCCACAACAACGGGGGCACCAAAGUCUUCCCGGAGCGCACGAGCAGCAGCGGGGACCUGGGCUUCCUGCACCUCGACUGCGCCCCCAGCAACUCCGACUUCUUCCUCAGCUGGGGCUACACCUACCGCGGGGUCAUCUUCCCCACGCUGCGCAACUCCUUCAAGUCCCGGGACCUGGAGCGCCUCUACCAGCGCUACUUCCUGGGCCAGCGGCGCAAGUCCCAGGUGGUCAUGAACAUCCUGGACGUGCUGACCAAGCUGACCUUGCUGCUGCUCCACCUGACCCUGGCCUCGGCCCCCAUGGACCCCAUCAAGGGCAUCCUGCUGGGCUUCUUCACCGGCAUCGAGGUGGUGAUCUGUGCCUUAGUGGUGGUCAGGAAGGACACGACCUCCUACACCUACCUGCAGUACAGCGGGGUGGUGACUUGGGUGGCCAUGGCCACGCAGAUCCUGGCCGCCGGCCUGGGCUGUGGCCUUCUGGGCGACGGGAUCGGCUAUGUGCUCUUCACCCUCUUUGCCACCUACAGCAUGCUUCCGUUGCCCCUCACCUGGGCCAUCCUGGCCGGACUGGUGACUUCCCUCCUGCAGCUCGUCAUGCAGCUGGUCAUCCCUAGGCUGGCAGUGACUUCCCUCAACCAGAUAGCUGCUCCAGCAGUGUUGUUCAUGUGUAUGAAUACAGCAGGAAUCUUUAUCAGCUACCUAUCAGAUAGAGCUCAGCGCCAAGCCUUCUUAGAGACCAGAAGAUGCGUAGAAGCAAGACUGAGGCUAGAGACGGAAAACCAGAGACAGGAACGGCUGGUGCUCUCCGUAUUACCUCGAUUUGUUGUACUAGAAAUGAUUAACGACAUGACCAAUGUGGAAGAUGAGCACUUGCAGCACCAGUUUCAUAAGAUCUAUAUUCACCGCUAUGAGAAUGUCAGUAUUCUUUUUGCAGAUGUUAAAGGUUUCACCAACCUCUCCACAACCUUGUCAGCACAGGAGCUGGUCCGAAUGCUGAAUGAACUCUUUGCCAGAUUUGAUCGACUAGCACACGAACAUCAUUGCCUUAGAAUUAAGAUCCUGGGAGAUUGUUACUACUGUGUUUCUGGGCUCCCGGAACCUCGCCAAGACCAUGCACACUGUUGUGUUGAAAUGGGACUCAGCAUGAUCAAAACUAUCAGGUAUGUUAGGUCGAGAACAAAGCAUGACAUUGACAUGCGGAUUGGAAUACAUUCUGGAUCAGUGCUGUGUGGGGUGCUGGGCCUACGGAAGUGGCAGUUUGAUGUCUGGUCAUGGGAUGUGGAUAUUGCAAACAAACUCGAGUCAGGCGGAAUUCCUGGGAGGAUCCACAUCUCCAAAGCCACUCUUGACUGCCUAAAUGGGGAUUAUAAAGUUGAAGAAGGACAUGGUAAAGAACGAAACGAAUUCUUAAGGAAACAUAACAUUGAGACCUAUUUAAUAAAACAGCCCGAGGAGAGUCUGUUGACUUUGCCUGAAGACAUUGUGAAAGAAUCUGUCAGCAUCUCAGACAGGAGAAACAGUGGGGCAACAUUUACAGAAGGAUCAUGGAGCCCUGAACUCCCAUUUGAUAACAUAGUGGGAAAACAGAAUACUCUGGCUGCCCUAACAAGAAAUUCAAUAAAUCUGCUUCCAAACCAUCUUGCACAAGCUUUGCAUGUCCAGUCUGGGCCUGAGGAAAUUAACAAGCGAAUAGAGCACACCAUCGACUUACGGAGUGGCGAUAAAUUGAGAAGAGAGCAUAUCAAGCCUUUCUCACUGAUGUUUAAAGACUCCAGCCUGGAGCAUAAGUAUUCUCAAAUGAGGGAUGAAGUGUUCAAAUCAAACUUGGUGUGUGCAUUCAUUGUCCUUGUAUUUAUUACGGCAAUCCAAAGUUUACUUCCUUCUACAAGGAUGAUGCCAAUGGUCAUUCAGUUUUCCAUUCUGAUUAUGCUGCACUCCACUCUUGUGCUGAUCACCACUGCAGAGGAUUAUAAAUGUUUACCCGUAGUGCUACGGAAAACUUGCUGCUGGAUUAAUGAGACCUAUUUGGCUAGGAAUGUGGUCAUUUUUGCAUCCAUUUUGAUUAACUUUCUGGGAGCCAUCAUAAAUAUUCUAUGGUGUGAUUUUGAUAAACCAAUACCCUUUAAGAAUCAGACUUUCAAUUCCUCUGAAUCUUUUACGAAUAUCUGCUCCUAUCCUGAGUAUUUUGUCUUUACCGGUGUUUUGGCAAUGGUGACCUGUGCCGUGUUUCUUCGUCUCAACUCCGUCCUGAAGUUGGCAGUGCUUCUCAUUAUGAUCGCAAUCUAUUCUCUGCUGACUGAGACCGUCUAUGCCUCCCUCUUCCUGCAAUACGACAACUUGAAUCACAAUGGAGAAACCAAUUUCCUGGGCACAAAGGAGGCAUCCUUGCUACUGAUGGCAAUGUUCCUGUUAGCCGUAUUUUAUCAUGGUCAACAGCUUGAAUACACAGCCCGCCUGGACUUUCUGUGGCGUGUUCAAGCGAAAGAAGAAAUCAACGAAAUGAAGGAAUUAAGGGAACACAAUGAAAAUAUGCUACGAAAUAUUCUGCCAAGUCAUGUUGCCCGUCACUUCCUGGAGAAGGAUCGAGAUAACGAAGAGUUAUACUCUCAGUCCUAUGAUGCUGUUGGCGUGAUGUUUGCUUCCAUCCCUGGGUUUGCUGAUUUUUAUUCUCAAACUGAAAUGAACAACCAAGGAGUGGAAUGUCUCCGUUUGCUGAAUGAAAUCAUUGCAGACUUCGAUGAGUUACUAGGUGAAGAAAGAUUUCAAGAUAUUGAAAAAAUUAAAACCAUUGGCAGCACAUACAUGGCUGUAUCGGGAUUAUCACCUGAAAAACAGCAAUGUGAAGACAAAUGGGGACAUUUGUGUGCACUGGCUGACUUCUCCAUAGCUUUGAAUGAAAGUAUUCAGGAGAUCAACAAACAUUCGUUCAACAACUUUGAACUCCGCAUCGGUAUUAGCCAUGGCUCUGUUGUAGCAGGAGUUAUCGGUGCUAAGAAACCCCAAUAUGAUAUCUGGGGCAAAACGGUUAAUUUAGCUAGUCGAAUGGACAGCACGGGUGUAAGUGGCAGAAUACAAGUGCCUGAAGAAACGUAUCUGAUCCUGAAGGAUAAAGGAUUUGCCUUCGACUAUCGAGGAGAGAUUUAUGUCAAAGGUAUCAGCGAACAGGAAGGAAAAAUCAAAACAUAUUUUCUUCUAGGAAGAGUACAACCAAAUCCUUUAAUCUUACAACCAAGAAAACUGACUGGACAGUAUUCCUUAGCGGCUGUUGUAUUAGGACUUGUACAGUCUCUUAACAGGCAAAAACAGAAGCAAAUCCUUAAUGAGAACAAUAACUCCGGCAUCAUAAAGGGACAUUAUAACCGGCGGACUUUGCUAACUUCCAGUGGACCAGAGGCAGUGACCCAAGCAGAGGGCUCUGACAAAACUGAACUGCCAUAAUAAACAUUUUGUUUGUGUUCUUUUUUUUAAUUUCUUUUAUAUAUAAAAUAAAUAUACAAAUAAAAAGGGUUUAAUUUUUUUUAGAAGUAUGAUUUUUUUUUCCUUUUCGUACAACGUUCAUGCAAAACGUAAGUCACCAGCAGUUUCAGGAACUAGUAAUGGACUGAGAGACCUCUAGUCAUUACUUAGUCUUAGUUAUCCAUUGUACUACCAUAGUAAGCUAGAAGCCCCAUCUAAGAUCAGGGUCCCAUUGUGCUAGUCAUCGCACAAGCCCCUAAUAAAAGAGAAUCCCGACCCAGAAGAGUUUAGAAUCUAAAGAGACCUAACCGACUACAUGGAGAGG